Molecule: messenger RNA, 386 nt
Organism: Staurois parvus
Lineage: Eukaryota; Metazoa; Chordata; Amphibia; Anura; Ranidae
Source: the annotation of a GenBank genome assembly
GGGAGACCAGAUAUAGUGAAUGCAGGUCCUGAAUGAUAUAAUGAAUGCAGGGUCCAGGGAGACCAGAUAUAGUGAAUGCAGGGUCCGGGGAGACCAGAUAUAGUGAAUGCAGGGUCCAGUGCUUUCCAGAUAUAGUGAAUGCUUUUCCGGGGAGACCAGAUAUAGUGAAUCCAGGGCCUUGGGCUUCAAUAUAGGAAUGCAGGGUUUUGGGAGACCAGAUAUAGUGAAUGCAGGGUCCUGGGAACUCCAUCUAUAAUGAAUGCAGGGUCCAGGGAGACCUUAGUGAAUGCAGGGUCCGGGGAGACCAAUAUAGUGAAUGGAGACCAGAUAUAGUGAAUGCAGGGGAUAGCCAUGGGGAGACCAGAUAUAGUGAAUGCAGGGCCUUG